GCCAUUUUCGUAAAAGUAUAACCUCCACUUUAUUUAUAUAUUUCGCCUUUAUUUCUUGGGGUUUAACCAAAAUGAAAAACUAAGCAAGAAAGAAGAGUCUUUGUUUUAUCUUCUUGGAAGCGUAUUUGUCUAAAAAUGGACCGUUACGUCCGUGUAAGGAAAAUUGGCGAAGGUUCGUUCGGGAAAGCUCUUCUCGUCAAGAAGAAAAAUGACGGCAAACACUAUGUUAUAAAAGAGAUAAACAUUUCUAAGAUGAAGCCAAGAGAACGAGAAGAAUCGAGGAAAGAGGUCAAAGUUCUCUCUCAGCUAAAGCAUCCUAACAUUGUGACAUACAUGGAAUCUUUUGAAGAGAUCGGAAAUUUAUACAUUGUGAUGGAUUACUGUGAUGGAGGUGAUUUAUAUAAAAAGAUAAAUGGUCAACGUGGUGUGCUAUUUACUGAAGAUCAGGUAAUGGACUGGUUUGUGCAGAUUGCUCUUGGAAUGAAACAUGUACAUGAUAGGAAGAUCCUGCACAGGGAUAUCAAGUCUCAGAAUAUUUUCUUGACAAGACAUGGGAUAGUUAAGUUAGGAGAUUUUGGUAUUGCAAGAGUAUUACACAGUACUGUAGAAUUGGCCAGAACAUGUAUAGGAACACCUUAUUAUUUGUCACCUGAGAUAGUAGAAAAUAGACCAUAUAAUAAUAAAAGUGAUAUUUGGUCUUUAGGAUGYGUUCUUUAUGAAAUGCUGACCCUUAAGCAUGCUUUUGAAGCUGGAAACAUGAAAAAUCUGGUCCUAAAGAUCAUAAGGGGAUCAUAUCCACCUAUACCUACGAGAUAUGGUGCUGAUAUCCGACUACUAGUUGCACAGCUUUUGAAGAGAAACCCUCGUGAUAGGCCAUCAGUAAAUACUGUUUUGAAGAAGAACUUUAUCCAGAAAAGAAUACAGAAGUUCCUAACAGAGGAGGUUAUAGAAGAUGAAUUUAGCCAUACGGUUCUCCAUCGGAAGCCAUUUGGUGUACCAGGUCAAAGACCAUUACCACCCAAGCAAGCCCCAGUCAAGCCUUCAGCAGCAGCUCCUAAGUUCAGUAGACCAGAAGCCAAGUAUUCGGUGUCAGUUGCACAGAAAAAACCGCCAAAGAAGCCUGGUUCAGGAGGUGAAGUUGCUAAAAAAGUAGUCAAAGACCGUAUUCCGGCUAAACUUGCAGACAAGAGAAAGGAAAUGGAUGCAAGGGAAAGAAGAAGAAAAGAAUUAAUGCAAAAUCAGGAUCAAAUGUACAAUGAGCAUAUGAAGAAAAUACAACAGCAGCGCUGGGAGAGACAACAACGUGAGCACAUCAACAAAGCGGGGGAGCAGGCUUGGAAAUCGACCAUGAGUGUUGGACUUUCCCCAGAGAAACAAGCUGCAAAUGCACCCAAACAACAUGUUGUGAAGAAGGACCCACAACCAAUGAACAAAUAUAAAAGACCAAUAUCUGCUCAAGAGAGAAAAGAAAACAUUCCUGAAGCACCAAAGCCAUCUAGACCUGUGUCUGCAAUAAGUGCAAACAAUGUUCCUCGUAACCCUACUCCUGCAUGGGAGGCUGCAAUGCAAGGACAGAUGAAUAGGGAAUAUGCAGCUAAGGCAGCAAAACAAUCCAGAAUAAAAGAAGAAUACUGGGCAAGAAAAAGAGAAGCUGCACGGAACAAGAACCGUGGAAUGGCAGACUAUGGAGGAUAUGACUAUAAGCUGCCUGAGAAACCUAAAGCUGCUGGAAGUAAUGGCGAUAGAAAUGGAAAUAGAAAUGGGAUAAGAGGUAGAAACAGAGAAGAACAGGAUUACCUUGCAAGACUUGAGGCUAUUCGACGCCAAAACUAUGGCGAGCGCCGAGAAAUUCAGAGGAGAAUGGCAGGUAUCCGUGGCCCACCACAGGAUAGGCCAUCACAGAAAGAGGAAGUUAARGUCCCUGGGGAUCCAAGAUAUGAUCCUGAAGCCAGACGAAAGAAGAUAGCAGCCCUCAAGCAACAGGCCGAGGAACGGGCUGCAAUGUUACGAAAACAACUGGAUGAAAAAAAGAAAGCUGUGUUGGAGAGACUAAACAAGGCAGGAAAAGAAAAAUGGGAGGAGGAGCAGAAAAACAUGAAAGAAAAACCAAGUGCAGAUGAAAGACCCAUCCCCAUGAAAAGAGCAGUACCAGAGGAAAAGCCUGUUGCUGCUGCAGUUGGACUUGAGACAGCCUUAAAACAAGUUGGUGUUAAGACUUUGUUCCGUUCAAAUUCUGAAAAUGACAUUGCCAAGGUGAUUAAGGAAAUGGACGAUGAUGAGGAGCCAGGCAUGAUGAAUCAGCAUCCUAGGAAGAAAUGGGGUGCCAUACCCUUCCAGCCCAGGCUUUUACCAUUAGAGGUUACAUCAUCCCAUAUGGAAGCUACUAGUGCACAAGAUGCAGUAAUCAAACCAGGAGAUAAAAACAGCCCAGCAAGAAGACAAUGGGGCCAACAAAAAACCCAGAUAGUCUCGGCACUAGAAAAUAUCAAGCUUCAGACAGCCACAACAACAGUAAGAGGCAUUGAUCAGAGUGAUGCUGCUGUCAAAAAUGAGAAAGGGUUUGUAGCACAACCUGGCAGUCCUAGUCCUAGCAUAGGUCAAACUACUAUAAUACAGAAACAGCAAGAUGUUACACCAAGCUCACCUAUUGGUCAGACUAUAACAGUCUCUAAUCCUUCUCCACUGGCUGGGCUUCCUGUGGUGACAGGGUCUCCAGCUACUCCUAACACAGUGAUCCUCAAGAAACCUAGUCRUGAGGAAACAAUACCAGAGGAACAAGAGGAGAGAGAGGGACCUGCUAGUGUAAAGAAGGCCUGGGAUGAGAAACCAACCACACCUUCUAAAGAUUCUGCUGUACCUAAGUCACCACGCAGCCCAAAACCUGACGACAGACAAGCAUAUGAUCAUUUUGUCAGGUCAGUUAUAAUUGAAGAAACGAAAACUGACAAGAUCCCAACAAAAGACGAGCAGUCUGCUGUAGUAGAGGACUUAAAAGUGGAGGAUGUAUCUGUUGAGGAGUCCUCAUUUCAUACUGCUGAUGGCUCACCAGAGAAAUCAUAUGCUGUGAUGCUGAAAACUGGAAAUUUUGAUACAAAUUCAAGGAGAUUACGAACUUGCUCCAUGCCAGAUCUGCGUCUGUUAUUCACCACACCUCAUAAAAAUACAUUCUUUGAAAAAGAUGAAGAUGUUCCUGACAAUGAUGAUCAACAGGAUGAUGUUGGUGAUAAUGAUGUUGAUGAGGAGGGGGAGGGGGAGGGAGAAGAAGAAGAAGAAGAAGAAGAAGAAGAAGAAGAGAAAGAAGAUGAUGAAAAUGACGGAGAUGAUGAAGAGGAAGGAGAGUUUGGUGAUGAUGAUGAGGAAGAGGAGGAAUUAGCUGAAGUAAGUGAUGAAGAAGAAGAGGCAGAAGAAUAUGAAAACAUGUUGGCUUCAAUGCGUGAUGUUCUUGUCAGUUCUGCUCRUUCACCAUCUCCAAUGAAGGCAGUAGGGACUGUUCAAAGCAUGGACUGGGAUCCUACUGGUGACACAGCUUCUCCUACAGCUGAUGAUGCUGAUGGACCCAAGAAUGAUGAAAAUGGUAGAUCAUCAGAGCUAUCUAACCUCAAUGAAGACUGGGAUUCUGGUGAAGGAGAGGUUGAUGGCGAUGAAGAUGUUGAAGAUGGACAGAAAGAACAAGAAGAUGACAGUGUAUUCCAGCGUCUAGAAGAGUCACGCCUUGCACUAGAACAGGAGCUUGGCUUUGAUAGGUUUCUUAGGGUUUACAAAUAUCUACAGGCUAUUCAAGAGAAUGAAGAUGAAAACGAAAAUGCCAAUGUUGGUUCAUCAGAAGAGAUAACAGAGUUACUGGGUGAUAAGGAACAUUUGUACCCCAAGAUACUGUACCUGGUCAUUGCCGACUCUGCAUACAAUGAAGAUAACCAGUAGCCCUGACCRUCACACCUUGCAAGUCAGAACUACUAAAGUGGAAUAGAAUCUUUUAAAAUUGAAAUCUAGAUUGAUGAAAACGGAAUAACCUUGGGGCUUCUUUCACGUAUGUAAUGUUGGUUUGAUCUCUUGUUGCCAGGAAAUAAAUCAAUUUGGCACAAGAGAAUAAAAAAAAAUUUACAUGCAUGUAUACAUGAAACACAGUUAAUCGUACAGUAAUGAAUGUGAUAAGCAAAAAAUAUUUGUAGUGUAUUCAAAGUUUUAAUCAAUGUCUUGGACUUAUAUAUACUAGUAAGCACAUGCACUACACCAUAUAUAGGUAGCCAGUCAAAAGACAGUGUGUCAAAACACAGACAUCUGGGAAAUUAACAUGGAUUGUAUAUAUGAUUUGAACCAACCCUUUUAUAUUCUUAAUAUUCAUUUGAUCUCACCCAGAGUCCAGAGUUGGGAGUGUAUUCUUUUAUAGGAUAUUUUUUAGUUUACUGUAGAAUAAUUUACUACACUUGCACUUCUAAGUUAGCUUGCAAUUUAUUUUACUAUAAGUACUCUCCUAUGAGGCUUAAAAGAAGGUACUUGAAUUGAUUUCAUUUGAAAGCCCUUUAUAAGCAGCUGGGAUAUCAUUUGUUUUUUGAUGUGUUUGAAAAAGCAGUCAUUCUUAGAAAAUAAGGUGCACUCGAACGGUGAUGUAUGGUAAGAGGUUGCUAAUAGAUUGAUUCUGAAAUGUGAUGAUCACAGUCAAAAAUACCAUGGGCAGCUGUGGGAGUUUGGCAAUUUCAGGCAAAGUGCUUUGUGUAUUUUAUUUAAUUUUUGUCCAAAAUUGCUUCUCUAUUGGCCACCCACAAUGCUUUCCUUAACAAUCAUUACAUCUUGGAAUCAAACUUUUAAAAGACCAUACUCACACUAACUUGAUUUAAUUUAUUGACCAAAAAAGUUAAUAUACUAAUUAUUAUAGUGUGGAAUAUAUGUUUAAUAUAUUGAUUUGUGAAAAAUCCAUUGAUAUUAACUAUUAACAAUAUUUCGUUUUUACUUUAAAUUUAUUACUAAUGAUAUUGUAACGCAAUAAAUACCAACAAGCUGG
Actinia tenebrosa (Australian red waratah sea anemone) is the source of this 4999-nucleotide messenger RNA. Its product is annotated as serine/threonine-protein kinase Nek1. The record is from RefSeq and is a predicted model, not a curated record. NCBI's taxonomy places the organism in Eukaryota, Metazoa, Cnidaria, Anthozoa, Actiniaria, Actiniidae. Gene Ontology annotation, molecular function: ATP binding; protein kinase activity. Gene Ontology annotation, biological process: protein phosphorylation.